UCUCAGAAACGGUUAACUAAACUAAAAACUGUUAUUUCGCAUUUUUUUAAAUGCCUUGCAGUCGAGAAAUACACGCUACAAAAUGCUGACGAUAAUACUUGCGUUUCAUUUAUCUCACGGGAAAUGUACAGUAUAUAGGCUACUGUAUGAUAUAGGCAAUAAUGCAGAAAUCCUGAUAGUAGUAGGCUACUAUGCAUGCAAUUCCUUGACUUCCCUAGAGUCGAGCUUCGCGAAUCGGUUCGUUCGAAUCAUUGAUAAGAACCGGUUCAAUAGAACGAUUCGUUCGCGAAUCGAACAUCGCUACUUGUGAUUUUCAGCCGGUCAUUAUUGCUCAGGAUGCCUAGCGACAGCAGGAGAGAUGUAGAUGGAAAGCGCUGCAUGGCUCAGAUUGCGGAGGAUGCUGGCGAACAAGACAGCAGAUGUGUCUCGCCUGCUGUGGGAAUAUAAACUAAGAACAAGUUUAAAGAUUUGCCAAAUGGUUGCGGAUGGAGAAUGUGUGGUCGUUAUGAUCUGGGGGCUGAUCACUCGUUUCCCCACUGACAGUGAUGACAAAAUCAAGAAGGAUGGAAGAAUGAUAAACUUGGAUGAGUGGAAGCGAUUGCAACUCGCCACCUGUUAGUUGAAUAUCAGUGCUGUUUCCCUGACCUUAGCACAUGGAUUUCAAGACAUCACAUGAAGAGACAAAGACUGGGAUUUAUUUGUUGCAAGAUGGUAAUGAGGAGCCUUUCAAUAUCCGUUUGCACCUGGCCAAAGAUAUUCUCACCAUUCAAGAGCAAGACGUCAUCUGUGUUUCUGGAGAACCGUUCUACUCAAGUGAAAGAACAGUAACGAUCAGACGGCAAACAAUCGGAGGGUUUGGUUUGAGUAUCAAGGGUGGUGCCGAACACAAAAUCCCUGUUGUGAUAUCUAAAAUAUCAAAAGAACAGAAGGCGGAACUCUCUGGACUGCUGUUUAUUGGAGAUGGAAUUCUCCAGAUAAACGGCAUUAACGUGAGGAGCUAUCGCCAUGAAGAAGUGGUACAGGUUCUGCGUAAUGCCGGUGAGGAGGUGACUCUGACUGUGUCUUUCUUGAAGAGGACACCUGCUUUCCUGAAACUGCCUCUCUGUGAAGACUGCUCAUGUAUACCGUGUGACCAGAGCAGUGGCACAUCAUCUCCAUUGUGUGACAGUGGUCUACACUUGAACUACCAUCCCAACAACACGGACACUUUGUCUUGCUCGUCUUGGCCGAUGUCUCCUGGUCUACGCUGGGAGAAGAGAUGGAUAGAUCUUCGAUUGAUCCCCCUUCUGCACGCUUGUCUGUCCCAGUAUGUCCCAUUUACUGACAUUUCCAGGCAAAAUGCCUUUCAAGUGAUUGCGGUAGAUGGCGUUAGCAGUGGGGUAAUUCAGUGCCCCAGUACUGAAGAAUGCACUGACUGGCUGCAAGCAAUAGCUACUAACAUUUCUGCUCUAACCAAGCACAACGUUAAGAAGAUAAACAGGAACUUUCCAGUAAACCAGCAGAUCACAUAUAUGGGCUGGGUGGAUGAGAAAGAGCAAGAUUCGGUUCAGGAUCGAAUGUACACACCAAAGUUUCUUGCCUUGAGGGGUUCUUCACUCUUUAAGUUCUCGGCACCUCCUGUCACCACCUGGGACUGGACCAGAGCCGAGAAGAGCUUCACCGUCUACGAGAUCAUGUUCAAGAUUCUUAAGGACAAUGAGCUAUUAGACAAACGGAAGCACUGCUUCACUGUUCAGACGGACUCAGGAGAGGACAUCUUCUUCAGCGUGGAGCUCGAAUGUGAGCUGCUUCUCUGGGAGAAAGCAUUUCAUAUGACAACAUUCUUUGAAGUGGAGCGAAUACAGUGUAAAACAUACGCUUGCAUUGUGGACAGCCAUCUCAUGGGACUCACCGUCGAUUUCAGCAUGGGGUUUGUGUGUUUCGACGCCGCGUCAAAGGCGGUGCUGUGGCGACAUAAAUUCUCUCAGCUUAAAGGAUCAUCAGAUGACGGCAAGAGUAAAAUCAAAUUUCUGUUCCAGAAUCAAGACACGAAACUUAUUGAAGCGAAGGAACUGGAGUUCUCAAACCUCUUUGCGGUUCUCCACUGCAUCCAUGCGUUCUUUGCCGCCAAGGUGGCUUGUUUGGAUCCCAUGUUUGUCAGCAGCCAAAAUGCUGCCAUGGCCCCUGUUGUCUCCACGGCUCCGACAUUAACGGCCACAUCACAGAUAUCAAAAAUAAAGUACUCGAGCUGACAGACUCUUGUGUCAGUUUCAUUCCUCAUAGACAUUCAGAGGAACAAUCCCAAAUAAACAAUGGACAAAUGAUGGAUUUCCACUUUUUGAAGGAAAAAGGCAAGUCAUGUAAACAUUCACAAUCUCUGUAUGCUAUAUCAUCUAGAUGGGAAACAGACCUUAGACAUUAUGCGACCGAUCGAUCCGGGAUAUGAAUUUCUGAGUUAUGAGUUAUGUUAAAGUUUCUAGUCGAAUGCAAACAUACCACACGUUUACGAUGUUCAGUGAACCUUACAUCCCUUUCAACUACAAUUACUGUCAUUAGAAAGUUAGACUCCUCCCCUUUUGAUAGUGCAAUAUAUCUGUUUGCAUUAGAAAGAUAUUAACAGUUCUUUAUGUGUAUUAUUUUAGAAUAUUAUUUAAUCUGGUUAUUGAUUGGAGUGAACCCUUUUGUGAAACUGCCAUGGAGUGCACCAUAAAUGUUAUUGAACGCUCUGUUAAUAUUCUAAUUUUGUGUCAAAUAGCUAUUUAGUUAACCAAAGUAAUACCAGCCACCAUAAUUGUACCGUAAACGCACCAGAAAUGAACCUUUCAGAAUGUCCAUCUGAAUCUAAUGUAAGAAAUCUAGUGCCUAAGUAUUAUAUUGGUCAUAUUGGCGGGCUAUACCAUAUUAUCAUUCCUGGUGAUUUUUAUAUUUAUAACUUACAAAAAUCGCCACUAUUAACACUGACUCCUAUCUUACUACCCAGACAAACAACAGACGGGAGAACGGGUGUGUUAUUUUCGUAUUUGACCUAUUUUGAUACUUUUAAGUCCUUUAUUAAAGAUCCAAUCCUGAAAGUGAAUAUGAAGAAUUGGGUUUGAUUAAUGGAAUUGUAUGAUGCAUAUUUUCUGUACAUGCUAACAAUUGUAAGGAUUGCCUUUUAUUUUAUUAUCUUUACGUCCUUCUUGCAUCUAAGAUAAAUAAUAGACUAUCACCCUGUAAACCUUGUUAAAGUCAACCUGAAAUCAAAAUUGACCCUGUUUAUUUUCUAAAUACACAAUCAUGACACAUUCAGGACCCAUCCUCCCCAUUUCGUUAUGAAUGCCAUUUCGUGUUGACUUGGCUCAUGUUCAAAAGUUAAAACAUUUCUCUGUAUUUUUGUACAUAUUUAAAGCUGCUGUUGCAAUCUGUAAUCUAACCAGUUACUAGCGUCAUGAGCAGGGGACAACACGAGUCAUGUUAUCUAGCAUUUUGGCCAAAGCUUCAAUCAUCCAAUUUUAGGCAUGUACUCAUUCUAAUCUAUAUAUUUCUGCUAAAAUGAUUUUUUUCAUCCAAUCUAAACCAUUAGAUAAUAGGUUCAAAAUGUUCCUACUCUGAACUUUUGUACACUCCCAGAAGGUUUUAACCAUUGAACACCCACCAAGUGGCCACCCUAAAUUUAAGGUGGUUAAACAUGAUUUGCUACAAAAAAAUAUAUGACCUGAGAAGCAUUAAAAUCUUAUAUUUUGUCAUAGUCCUGAUGUUGAGUGAGCACGGAGUGUGUACGUUUAUGCAAAAGAAAGCUUUUUAACCCAAAAUGGGAUAUCUUUGAAAAUGAUGGUACUUGAAAAGAGGUCCAAAAUAAUGAUUUUAUUUUUCAGCAAAUUAUGAUUUGUUUUAAUAGAAAAUGUAUAGCUA
This is a messenger RNA of Xyrauchen texanus (razorback sucker), 3870 nucleotides long. RefSeq names its product syntrophin, gamma 1 (gene sntg1). Gene Ontology annotation, cellular component: intracellular anatomical structure; dystrophin-associated glycoprotein complex. The record is from RefSeq and is a predicted model, not a curated record. NCBI's taxonomy places the organism in Eukaryota, Metazoa, Chordata, Actinopteri, Cypriniformes, Catostomidae. Gene Ontology annotation, molecular function: protein binding; structural molecule activity. The transcript is spliced from 18 exons. Bases 654 to 2231 code for a protein of 525 amino acids.